Macrosiphum euphorbiae (potato aphid) is the source of this 306-nucleotide messenger RNA. Lineage: Eukaryota; Metazoa; Arthropoda; Insecta; Hemiptera; Aphididae. The record is from the annotation of a GenBank genome assembly.
AUGAAAACGGAACAAACUACAAAUGAAGUAUUUAUUGACAAAACGGUUAACGAACCAACAACUAUUAUAGUAAUAAAGGCAGCAUAUGUAGCAAUAAGAAGAACUGACCACAUCCAAGAAAACAUGAUAAAAAAAAAAAAUACAGUUACGAAAGCCGAACAAAUUCCAAAUGCAUUAUCAAAAAAGUUAAUUUUAAUGCUGGAAUAUCUUCACAUCAACAAUUCACAGUUAUUAAAACUCUUCCAACAUCGGGCUGGAAUAAAACUAGAGCGCUUAAAGACUCGAAAUACCAGCCAUUAUAACUAA